Molecule: messenger RNA, 8302 nt
Organism: Acanthopagrus latus (yellowfin seabream)
Lineage: Eukaryota; Metazoa; Chordata; Actinopteri; Spariformes; Sparidae
Gene: iqsec1b
Product: IQ motif and Sec7 domain ArfGEF 1b
Exons: 17
Coding region: 323-4102 (1259 amino acids)
Biological process (GO): regulation of ARF protein signal transduction; actin cytoskeleton organization
Molecular function (GO): protein binding; guanyl-nucleotide exchange factor activity
Source: RefSeq, a predicted model, not a curated record
CUUUGGAGAGAGGCGGGCGGAACAUCGCGCAGCUCUCACUCUCCAGCCCCGAAAGAGUUAAACGCUUUUCCCAUGAACGGAGCGGCUGGCUGGAGGUUAGUUCGGCUGUUGCGGUGCAGAGCCUGUGGACGCGUCGGCAGCGGACAGCAAAGCUCCAAACCCGGCCAACUUCGGAACCAAGCUGCCACUACUGCACGUCACAGCAGUCAUGUCGGAGCGAAGGAAGGUCUCUGGGUUUGACAUCGCUACUACUACUGAGCGUGUGCGUGCGUGAGAGGGAGAGGGCUGUUUUUUUUUCCCUGCUUGUGUGGAUAUCGCCUUCAUGGACGGGCAACGGGGCUUUUACGAGAUGGAGAACCCGACCGAGAACCCCAGCAAGGCUGCGGAGUAUCUAAAGGAGCUGAAUAAGAUUAUCGAAACCCAGCAGGGGCUGCUGGAGAAGCAGAGGGUCCGGAUUGACGAGCUGGAGCUCCAGGUGACGGAUCUUUGCAAGGAAAACGCCUGCCUGAAAGAUCAGCACCAGCGUCACCUGGCCACCUGCAGACUCCAGCAGGGCAACCACUCCACCCUGGGAGCCAUCAAGGAGAACGUCAUGCAGGAAAAAUCUGAAAGUGAAAGUCCCAGAGGUGUCAGGCGACACGCCUCAUUGCCCGUCUCAGAGAUUCCUCUAAACCUUAUUGCCCCUCCGUGUAGAAGAGGUUACCCCUGUCGCAAAUGGAAGUCUGCAUCUUUUGGACCAGACACAGAAGUUCCCAGCUCAGCCAUGACUCACAGAUGCCACCAUCAUUUUGUGGAAGGUGAUGCUCCAGGCAGCGAGGUGGGCGCCUCUGUGGACCCCAGCAGCGGCUACAGUUGCAUCCCAGUGACCCACAGCGGGGGGCUCGGCCCCGAUCACCUGGACAGUCAGCUCUACGGACACAUCUUCCUUCCCAGCCACUCGAGGCCCCGCCGGCCCAAGCUUCAGCAUUCACAGUCUAUCCUCCGCAAGCAGGCAGAGGAGGAGGCCAUCAAGCGCUCCCGCUCUCUGUCUGAGAGCUAUGAGCUCUCAUCAGACCUACAGGACAAGCAGGUGGAGAUGCUAGAGCGCAAAUAUGGUGGGCGUUUCAUAACCCGGCAUGCAGCCCGCACCAUCCAGACAGCCUUCCGCCAGUACCAGAUGAACAAGAACUUUGAGCGUCUUAGAAGUUCUAUGUCUGAGAACCGUAUGUCCAGACGGAUCGUCCUAUCCAAUAUGAGAAUGCAGUUUUCCUUUGAAGGGCCUGAAAAAGUCCACAGCUCUUAUUUUGAGGGAAAGCAGGUCUCGCUAACAGAUGAUGGCACCAAGAUUGGCGCGCUGGUGCAGUCAGAGCAUAGUGGGGAAAUGGGCAUGCAGGCCAAGACUCCAACAACACAGAGUGACUUCACAGACGCUAUUACAGAACUUGAAGAUGCCUUCUCUAGGCAGGUCAAAUCUCUAGCUGAGUCCAUUGAUGAUGCUCUAAACUGUCGCAGUCUACAUGGUGACGACAACCAGUCGGAGCCAGGGAGAGGUCACCAGGAUAUGGACAGGGAGGUCAGCUGCCAGAUUAAACCCUCCCACGGCGCUGCAGAACACCGCAAACUGGACGAGAUGACGGCGUCUUACAGUGACGUCACCCUUUACAUCGAUGAAGAAGAACUGUCACCGCCACUGCCCCUGUCUCAAUCUGUCGACCGGCCCUCCAGCACAGAAUCAGAUUUACGUCAGCGUUCCCUCAACUCUUCCCAGGACUACUGGUCACUGGCUCAUAAGGAUGAGAAAGGGGACACGGACACCAGUUGCCGCAGUACACCAUCUCUGGAGUGCCAAGAGCAGCGCUUGCGGGUAGACCAUCUACCCUUACUUACCAUUGAGCCUCCAAGCGACAGCUCGGUGGAGUUGAGUGAUCGUUCAGAUCGCAGCUCGUUGAAGAGACAGAACGCCUAUGAUCGGAGCCUCGGCAACCAGCAGAGCAGCCCUAAACACAUUGGCCACAGCCUUCCACCCCGGGGGCCUUCCAGAGAAGAAGAUGCCACCCGCCAUCGGCCAAGACAACUGGAGGCCCAUCUGGCCAUCAAUGGCACCGCAAAUCGACAGAGCAAGUCAGAGUCUGAUUUCUCUGACGGUGACAAUGACAGCAUCAACAGCACAUCCAACUCCAACGACACCAUCAACUGUAGCUCGGAGUCCUCGUCCAGGGACAGCCUGAGGGAGCAGACGCUCAGCAAGCAGACGUACCACAAGGAGACGCGCAACAGCUGGGACUCACCUGCAUUCAGCAAUGACAUCAUCCGCAAGAGACACUACCGCAUUGGCCUGAACCUCUUCAACAAGAAACCAGAAAAAGGCAUCCAGUAUCUGAUUGAGCGGAACUUUGUUCCAGACACUCCAGUGGGUGUGGCCCACUUCCUGCUGCAGAGGAAAGGCUUGAGUAGACAGAUGAUUGGCGAGUUCCUGGGUAACAGACAGAAGCAGUUCAACCGUGAUGUUCUUGACUGUGUGGUGGAUGAAAUGGACUUCUCAGCGAUGGAGCUGGAUGAAGCGCUCAGGAAAUUUCAGGCCCACAUCAGAGUGCAGGGAGAAGCUCAGAAGGUGGAGCGGCUGAUAGAGGCCUACAGCCAGCGCUACUGCAUCUGCAACCCCGGUGUGGUGCGACAGUUCAGGAACCCCGACACCAUCUUCAUCCUGGCGUUUGCCAUCAUCCUCCUCAACACAGACAUGUACAGCCCCAACGUUAAGCCUGAGAGGAAAAUGAAGCUGGAGGACUUCGUUAAGAACCUUCGAGGAGUGGAUGAUGGGGAGGACAUCCCCCGAGAGAUGCUAGUAGGGAUAUAUGAGCGGAUUCGUAAGCGAGAGCUCAAGACUAAUGAAGACCAUGUGUCCCAGGUUCAGAAAGUGGAGAAACUCAUUGUUGGUAAAAAGCCGAUUGGCUCCUUACACCAUGGCCUGGGCUGUGUGCUGUCCCUCCCCCACAGGAGACUGGUCUGUUACUGCAGACUUUUUGAAGUGCCCGACCCGAACAAACCACAGAAGUUGGGCCUGCACCAAAGGGAGAUCUUCCUCUUUAAUGACCUCCUGGUGGUCACUAAAAUUUUCCAAAAGAAGAAGAACUCUGUGACGUACAGCUUCCGCCAGUCCUUCUCACUUUAUGGCAUGCAAGUGCUGCUCUUUGAGAAUCAGUAUUAUCCCAACGGAGUCCGUCUGACCUCGGCCAUCCCCGGAGCUGACAUCAAAGUCCUCAUCAACUUCAAUGCACCCAAUCCUCAGGACCGCAAAAAGUUCACUGACGAUUUGCGGGAAUCUAUUGCUGAAGUCCAAGAGAUGGAGAAGUACCGGAUAGAAUCUGAGCUAGAGAAACAGAAGGGGGUGGUGAGGCCCAGCAUGUCCCAGAGUUCAGGUUUAAAGAAGGACACGGGCAACGGCAACCUGAGCCGAGCGAGCCUCGACGACAGCUAUGCCAUUGGCGAAGGUCUGAAGAGGAGUGCCCUCAGCAGCUCCCUGCGAGACCUCUCAGAUGCAGGCAAGCGUGGGAGACGCAGCAGUGCAGGAUCACUAGACAGCAAUAUGGAAGGGUCCAUCAUUAGCAGUCCACACAUGCGGCGGAGACCCCCCUCCAGCCGAGACUGCCCGUCCCGCCACAGUGGCCAGUCCCUGCCCAGCUCCGCAUCACUGCUCGGAUCUCUGUUUGGCACCAGACGGGUGAAGUCCCCCAGCCCCACCCCACAGCCCAUUCACCCCACCCUCAUUUCCCACUCCCCUCACCCCACCAACCUGCACCACACUGCGCGAGUGGAGACAGACACACCGGUCUCCAUGCACCACGCCCAGUUCUGCCACGUGGCCCAGAACCCCCCGCCUUACCACCACCACCACCACUACCACCCGCCGGCCCACUUGCAGCACCCUCCGCACCAGUACCACCCGGCCUCGUCUCAUGGCCAGCAGGCUCCCUACCCGCCUCACUCACAGCACAGCCACGGGAGUCACUCAGCACACUCCUCCCACCCGGCUCACGGCUCCCACCACCACGGCCCGCCGCCAGCGCCCACCCAGGCAACCGGAAGCACCAAGCCCAAGCACAGUGGCAUCAGUACGGUGGUGUGAGCAGCACAGGGGCUCUCUGACUGAACUUUGAGGCUCUCGGCUUACGAGACGGUCAUACUGUGCAUCGUUGGUCUGGGGAUGUGAAGCCAGACGAGAUCCUGUGCCUCCUUUAGCGUUUUUUUUGUUACGCUCGUCACUCGGGCAGUGAAUUCAGUAUUAACACAUUAUUUACUGGUUGCCCCUUUCAUUUCAUUUCAGUUCACAAGUCAUGUCUGCCUGCUUUAAGGGCAACAAUACAAGAGCAUGCACAAAGACCACGACUACUGUUUUUCUCCUCAGUUAACAUGAUCAAAUAUCUUGCGUACUAGUAUUUUACGGACAAAGUAAAUAGUAAUCUCGACUUAAUGUCUGCAAAGUGAGUUUAUCUAGUGUGAGGGUGGUCUGGCUGGACAGACAGACAAACAGACGGUCAUCCUCAGCAGUAGCUGUACAAGUAUUUAAUGUAGCCGUAGCUCACAGUGCACUGUGAUAUCUCUGUUAGCAGUGAUAAAUGUGCCAAUUAUUAAAGCAUUUACUAAUUUAGCCACAAAAAUGGUUAAUGUAUAUUGUGCAUAGUAUUUUGUAAAAUAACAAUAUCAACUGUUAUUAUUAUAAUUAAUAUUAGAGAACAAAUGGCAUCAAUUUAAACUCAGUAUUAUACUCGCACAUAGGUGGCGUAGUUUCACUGUUAAGAAAACAAUCAAUGCUCUUAAUAGCUAGGCAAUUCAGUAAGCUGGAACACUACUGCAUAUGGUUGCCUUUGAGUUAGAACUGUGUGAGGGCCGUCGAGGGCCGGUGCAGACCUGCACAUCGGCCGGACAACGGUCUCAUCCUGCUCGGGGUCGUCUCUUCUGCUCUGGAAAAAAAAAAGGAAGUGACGGCGAGCCAGUGAGCAAACAGGCUCAUCAUCGUGUUCGCCCCUUCAGUACUGGCUGCUCGUCCACCAUCAUUUUAUUUUUUUAAACUAUUUUUUUAGAUCCCAAUAAACAAAACGAAACGCUCUAUAUGUUGUGCUGCGAUGUGGCAGGAUUCUUCAAGUCCAUUCUGCAGGAGGAGGAGGAGGAGGAGGAUUUUUAUUUUAUUUUUUUUUUUUUGGUGGGGGGUGGGGGGGGUGUUUUUUCAUUGAAAACGAGCCAGUGCAAACUGUGUAGCAGGGAAACAGCAACAUGACUGUUCAAGUGUCUCUCCUGACGUGGAAGCUCUCAGCUGGCUGAGUGUCGCCCUGUCCCUCUUCGGUUUCAUUGGUCGCUCUUGAGCAGAGAGCAUGUGGUGCAGCACUGUUUCCUCCCUCCAUCUGACUUUUCCUCUGAGCCACACGUACACACAAUACACAGUACACAGUACAGAAAUCAAUAAUUAUCAUUCUUUGACGGUGAUAGCACUCUUAUAUGCUCAAAUGGAAGUUUUAUAUCAAUCAUCUUUAUGACAUAUUGUGGGAUGGCUGGUCGUAGCUCGGAGCCGUCCUGUGCAGAGUAUAGGCGGUGUGUGCAGAGGGGAGGCAGGGCGCUGGUGUGCUGGAGCGUCUUUUCAGGUGAAAGUGAUAGACACAGCACUUGUUCUACUUAGUUAUAUCAAUGGCAGAGGUUAGUCUGUCUGCUUAAAGACCAUGAGAUGGAUUUUGUUUUUGUUUUUUUACUUGUAUGUGCAAUAUGUAUUUACUUUUUUUUGUCUCAGAGCAAUUGCAAUCUGUUGGUUGUUCCAUUUUGUUUGCUCUGUUAGUUUUGUCUUCUUCCUCCCACUGACGUCCUCUGUCAUUUCUCCCUGAAUGUUUCAUUGAAUGCGAGUAACCACACAGAUUUGGAGGGACUGGACCUUCCACACUGAUAAAGAAUGUCAAAGAAAAUAAUUGCAUGUAACAGUGUAUUUCGAGGCUAUUUUCUAACUAUUGUGUAUUCCCAGACUAUAUCAGUGUUACAGUUGACAGUUGUUAAAAUGAAUGGUAGAAUAGUUUUAACUUCGCCAAUUACAGCUAGGCGAAGUCAACUAUGUGUUUGUGUCACUCCAGAGGAUAAGCAAACCUGUAUCUUUUCCUGAUCCACAUACGAUAGCUCUCUGGAUCGUAAGUGUACAACAGUAGUCAAAGCUGUGAGGGGAAAGGUAGAGCAAGUGAGAUGAAAGAUGUACUCUGUCAUCAAUAAAUCGGAGUGGUAACGGACUGACAGCUAGGAGCAUAAUUAAUGGAGCUCUUUUCUCUUCAUAUUUAUCAUCUGUCUCUGUCAAUGGCUCACACAUUACUGUUGUCAAGUGACCUCAAGUAGAUCAGAUUCUUGAAUACUUCUUUCCUCAAGGUUCAAGUUUUUAAGGCACCACUUUCCAAUACGACACCUUUUAUGACGGGUUUACAAGUUGUAACUAAUUACAUUGAUUUAUAUGGUUAAUUUACUGUCAACUUCAUUAAGGUUAAUAAGUUAUUUACCAUUGCUUUAUACAUUGGUAAUAAGCCACUGAUACCAGCAACUUUUAUGUUGCAACUCUCGGGAAGAAUCCCUUCCAGCUGGGGGAACGCUUCGACACAUCAUAUUGUGUUAUUAAGAUGCAAGAAUGGCGCAAGGUUCCCAAGUUCUCUUAAUUGACUAACUUCCAUUGCAAAAGUAGCACUCUGCCCAUUGAGCUCGGAUUAUGAAUAAUAAUAACCAGGGAUCCUACAUAAUUCAUGUGUUUCAACACCAUCAACAUUAUCAUAAUAUCUUUGCAUUUAUUUUUCAAUUUGCCUUAGCUAGAAAUAUCAAAUUGAACCUUAUAGCGGGCCACCUAAGGCAUGCGGACCCCACUUUGGGCAGCCCUGCUAUGAAAGAAUAUCAGCAAGUCAUGAGCAGACCAGCUGGUUGGUGGUGGUAUCACUCAAAGAAGUGAGCAGGAGAAAGAAACGAUUCACAAAAUGAGCACUGUCAGGCCAAAGAGAUUUUUCAUAUCCUGACAACUUUGACGUUCUUUUUUUUUGUCAAUGGCUUAUUACUGCUCUAUAAAUCAUUGAAGUAUUUAAUAACCCUUAAUGACCCUUUAGUUACCCAUGUAAUUAACCUGCUAUAAAAGGUGCCUUCUUAGACGGUGGUAGCAUGUUUAAAAUCACUCAUGAUUCAAAAUGUAUUAUGCAGGCUUUACUUACUGUAGGCUACUCUAAAAUCGAUAUUGGUCUCUGAUCUGUCAAGUAUUUCCAGCAUUCAAUCGAGUGUAGUUGAGGUUCUAGGGAGUCAGAAAAGUGCCAAUAUAACAUCAAAAAAAUUGGGGACCACCACAACAGUUGACCGUAACAAUAACUUGUCUUCAGGCCUGCGUCUGAUAAUUGUUGUGAUGAAACAAUGGUGCAUACACCUGCCAAGAGGAAGGCUUAUUGAUUAUUAGUUAUUAAACAUGAGUGUUUUCAGUCACAACCCUCCAGUUCCAUCAGAUGACCGAUCUGUAGUAAAACCCAUUCAGAUUCCCCGCGAGGUGCUUUGUUGCAUGCCAUUGAUGCCUACCGUUUCUUUUUCUAGUCUUUUCUUUUUCUUUCCUUUUUAUUUGUUUUGUUUUUUUUAAGUGUUCUGUUGAGCAGUGGGCUUGACUAGAUCCCAAACUUUCACCGUAGCUUUGAUUUGUCUGACUGAUGCUUGUUUACAUUUAGAUGAUCUCUGGCCUACUAGUGUGUCUUUUCUUUUAAAGUUGUGUCAUUCUCCUCCGGCAUGCAUUUCACCUCUACGUUAACUGUACAGUUUGAAGACAUGGCAGUGUACUGCUGAGUGUAAAUAGCAAAUCCAUCUGGGUAAAUCUAAUGUAAUUUGAUGAAGAGGGUUUAAAAGGGAAGAAACAUUUUAAGAGUGGAGAGUAAAACUGAGAAAACAUAUGUAAAUAGUCUGUAAAUUAUAAUUAUUAUUAUUAUUACUAUUAUUAUUAUUAUUAUUAUUACUACUACUCAAUGUGUGCAGUUCCACAGAAGCUGCAUUCCUGCUCCCCUCUGAUAUUUACAUAAUCAUCAAAUGCUUCUCUCUGCCUCCGACAGGCUGAAUUAUCAUAGGAUCUAGAGGUGAACGGCCAACUGUUACACAGUUAACACCGCUUCUGACUUAUUUCCUAAGACGCUCCUGUUCUCUCACACUCACAGCCCACUUUUGAAGUCAAAGGGACGGGAGGAGUGCUCUUAUUUUAUUAUGCAUUCUGUUUCUAAGUAGACAAAACCCCAUUGGUGUAAAACUAGUACUGUGACGAUGUUGAGAACACAAAAUAAAGCGAUAUACUGUUAAACCA